UUUGAAUGUAGACGACAAAUCGAUCGGACGUCACUACUAUUUUACAUGUAUUUGUCCCACAGGUCAGAGACUUGUCCACAAUGUCGUGCCAGAACGACAAAAGAUAGAAUCUAUAAGGCCUACUUCACGUUUUCGAAUAACAAUUUGCAAGGGAGGAUUAACUGCUUGAAAUUUCAAGAUCUACUGAACGAAAGGAGCAUCAUGCGUUACACUUUCGAAAAUACGGUUUUGAAGAAGCAGAAUGCUGAACUCAAGCAGAAAGUGCGAGUGGUGGAAAACGAUAUCAGGUGGAAAAAUUCAGUUAUUCAUACGUUAAAGGUACAGAUAAGAAAUUUCAAGAAGAGGCAUCAAGAGUAUGAAGUUAUGAAAAAGGAGUUAUCAGGGAAGAAUGGAGAAGUGAAGCAGAUUCGAGCCAUAUAUAAAGCGCUGUCGGCAUGUAGAACAUUUACGGAUGUGCACGAUAUGUUUAUAACAGCUGAUCACGACACUAUGAUUCAUUGUUUUUUUCUUAUGAAAGAGGCAAUGUAUGAGAGAAAAUGGAAACAAUCCCCAUGAAUAGCUUUGAAGGCACAGCGGUACCCUAGAAUAAGAGCGAAAAAGUAUGUAUUUUCAAUGUUUUCAAAUACAUCUAAUGAUCUUAAUUGAA
Wasmannia auropunctata (little fire ant) is the source of this 646-nucleotide messenger RNA. RefSeq lists its product as uncharacterized. The coding region runs from base 46 to 555 and encodes 169 amino acids. Lineage: Eukaryota; Metazoa; Arthropoda; Insecta; Hymenoptera; Formicidae. The record is from RefSeq and is a predicted model, not a curated record. The transcript has 3 exons.